Molecule: messenger RNA, 1002 nt
Organism: Pecten maximus
Lineage: Eukaryota; Metazoa; Mollusca; Bivalvia; Pectinida; Pectinidae
Product: homologous-pairing protein 2 homolog
Exons: 9
Coding region: 95-733 (212 amino acids)
Biological process (GO): meiotic joint molecule formation; meiotic strand invasion involved in reciprocal meiotic recombination; homologous chromosome pairing at meiosis
Cellular component (GO): condensed nuclear chromosome; DNA recombinase auxiliary factor complex
Molecular function (GO): recombinase activator activity; double-stranded DNA binding
Source: RefSeq, a predicted model, not a curated record
UGUAAAGACAUCUUCUGCAUUGGAGGUUUCCCGCUAUCUUACAAAGUCUGUUUACAUCAUCCUACUUCGACUCUCAGUCAGUGUUUCGAGAAAAAUGAGCAAGGCUAAGGAUGCGCAAGCAGUGAAAGCAGUUUUAGACUAUCUCAACCGACAGAACAGACCAUACAGUGCAAUAGACAUAGUCAACAAUCUUCACAAGGAAUUUGGCAAAACUGCAGUAGUGAAGGCAUGCGAGGGGUUGACAGAGGCUGGAAAGAUCAGAGAGAAAGUGUACGGUAAACAGAAAGUCUACGUAGCAGAUCAGUCACAGUUUCCUGAUGUUGAUGAUGGGGAGAUCAAGGAGAUGGAUGCCCAGAUAUCACAGUUGUCUGAGCUGACCAAGAGGCGUGGGGACGAGGUCCGCAGACUGGACAGUGAAUUGAAAGGCCUAAACAACACAAUAUCUACAGAAGAAGCCAAAAAGCAGCUGGCAGAACUUGAAAAAGAGUGUUCAGUCUGUAAACAAAAGUUGAUCAAGUUAAAGGAAGGUGGGAACACCAUCACACCUCAGGAAAAAGACAAGAUUUAUAAUUCACGUAAAGGUUUUGUCAAGGAAUGGAGGAAAAGGAAGAGAAUGGCAAAUGACAUUCUGAAUGCAGUCCUGGAAGGCUAUCCAAAAACAAAGAAACAACUAUACGAAGAAGUUGGAAUUGAAACAGAUGAAGAGUACAAAGUUUCUCCACCAGAAGUUUGAGAAAGUGUAAAAAAGAAAUACUGUAUGUCCCUCGCUUCAUUCAAUCAAGGCACAUAAUAACGCGUCCCUAACCUUGACUGACGCGUCGACUCUGACUUGAUGUUACACUUUCAGAUAUGUGUUAGAUUCUGAGAAAUGUUUUCUGUUGAAUCCAUAAUCAGAAAAAUAUUGAAGAGACAAAAUCCAAAUACCAAGCUGUACCCAAGUACUGUAAUAUAUAUAUCCUUUUGUUAUUGAUGUUUGUUAUCUAUUAAACUUAUCUAUAAUUA